This is a messenger RNA of Rotaria sp. Silwood2, 2244 nucleotides long. Lineage: Eukaryota; Metazoa; Rotifera; Eurotatoria; Philodinida; Philodinidae. The record is from the annotation of a GenBank genome assembly.
AUGAAUCUCCUUAAUAUAUUAUCGUUUAAAGCUACUUGUUUACUAAUUGCUUUUGAAUAUGCAAUGCCAUCAUAUUUAAAACCGAAAAAAACAUCAUCUGUAACAACUGCGCGAAAUCAAUUUGCAUGUGAAUUAAUUCAGCACGAACUUCAAGAAACAUAUUCAUUCGACCAGAUACUUUAUUGUAGAAAUAUUAUUAAUGCUAAUACAACAAGUAAAAUGGAAAUGGGAAUUAAUAUUGACUUGCAAGAUACAAUUAAUCGUUUUAAAAUCAAUCACCCCCAUCAUCCAUAUAUACAAGAUUUAAAUAUAAUUUCAUUAGUACCAUUUCGUACAACGUGUAACAAUAUAUUAGGUGAUAUUGAAUGUGGUAAUCAAUUAAAAAUCGAAUUUCAUAUGACAGGUUUUAUUCUUUAUCCAACAUCAAUUCAACCGUGUACAUUAUAUAGUGGUGAAUGUGGUAGUUGUAAUAGAAGUUAUCGUAUAUCGUCAAUCUAUUGUUACAAUGAGAAAAAAAUUAUUAUUACUCCAGAAUCACUUGAACAAAAUAAUUAUUUUCAUUUAUCAUCUGGUAAAUUAGUAUUUUCACGUGAAAUCCUUGUAUCUUUUUCUUCGGAUCUUGUUAAUGGUCAUGUUAGUUGUAAUGGUGCCGGUACAUCUUUAUUAUCAAAAGUUGCACGUCUUCAUCCUGAAUUUAAUAAAAAAUUUGAUUCGGUACAAAUGAUUCGUUCUUUGGAAGCUCAUUGGAUUUACUUCGAGCUUUUUAAUUUUAUCUUUAUGACAAGUUCAGAAAAAGAAAUUGUUGCUCCACGUGCACUUUUUGCUGGUAAGAUUUUAAAAAACUUGAAACCUUUCAGGAAGAAAAUAAAAUUUUCUAAUUGUCAAUUACAGGAAAAUGUCAAAUAUAAAGUUUAUUCUAAGCAAAUACUUAUUAUAUUUAAAUACUAUUUUUUUUUCUUAGGUCGAAAUAUUCAAGCUGGUGGUAUAAUAAAUGUCAAAGCACAAUUUCUUGAAGAACGUUUAGAUUGGAUGUACAACCUAUUCAGUAUCUUUUGGUCACAUCACAAUCUCAUUCCUGAAUGUGUUUGUGAUAAAUCAAUUUGUUCACGAGUAUUAGUUCUCGAUGGCCAUCAAAAGCCCCGUCGCACAGUAUGUCGUUUUGAUAAUGUAACAUCACUUGUGAACCAAGAAGAAUUAGGGCCCUGCAAUCGUGGUUGCCCUUAUCAGCCCAAGCGGCGUACACCUGAUAAAAAAAACAAGAAUAAACUCUCUCCAUUUUAUUGCUAUUUUCAUCAAAAUUUAGAAGAAACAAUGUCUUUAUCGACAAAGGAACACAAUCAACGUGAACAAGCAUGGUAUAAUGAAUUAAAAUCUAUUCAAAAACAAAAUAUUUUGAACAAUAAUACAACACAUGAAUCAUGUAACGUAGUUAGAUCAGAAGAAGUUGGUAAAGAUGAAGAAAAACGUCGAAGUAUGGGUUUUCUCGCUUCAUUUUUAUCAUGUGGAAUCAUCAUAGGGUUUACGGAAUCAAUCAACCAUGAAGGGGUCCGCAUGGUUACUGAUCAUCUUUUAACCAUGAUCAAAAUGGGUACAAAGUUACCUAAUGCUAUGAUUUAUGAUGCUGCAUGUAAUUUAAAAUUAUUCUGGAAUAAACAAUACCGUGGAAUCCACUUGAAAGAAACUCCCUCAAGCACAAUUUUGUUCAAUAUACGGGUAGCCGUGGACAGAUUUCAUCAUAAGAAUCAUGUACAUAGCAUAUGCAAGACAAUUACUAAUCCUGAUUGCGCAUUAACUGGAAAUGAUGAAAUUUAUGGUGGUAUCAAUACAAGCAUUGCCGAGCAAUCUUUCAGAUAUUUAAGUGAAUUUAAAUUGUCAUUACGUCGAUUGGCAUAUCCAACAUCAACAGUUUUCAGUAUUUUAUUACUUCAUUUAUGGAAUUGUCGUCGUAUUCAAAUUUCACCAGAUUCUUUCGGUUUAGGUGUCAAAUAUAUGUCUGAUAAAAUUAAACCAUUAUUUCUUACAUAUUGUAUAUUCGAAACUGCACAAUUAUAUAAAAAAAAAACUGAAAUAGAAUCAUUCAAUUUAACCUAUGUACAAGAUGAUGAUGUUGAUGAUGAUGAUGAUGGAAAGAUUAAUAUAGAUACAAGUGAUAAUAAUGUUGAACAAUUAAAUUAUGAUUGUUAUGUUAACAUGGAGCAAUAUACUUGGGAUUCGGAUGAAUCAGGUGAUGAUCAUAAAGAUUAG